This is a messenger RNA of Aspergillus melleus, 1905 nucleotides long. RefSeq names its product putative bifunctional fatty acid transporter/acyl-CoA synthetase (FAT1). Gene Ontology annotation, molecular function: long-chain fatty acid transmembrane transporter activity; long-chain fatty acid-CoA ligase activity. Lineage: Eukaryota; Fungi; Ascomycota; Eurotiomycetes; Eurotiales; Aspergillaceae. Bases 1 to 1905 code for a protein of 634 amino acids. The transcript is spliced from 5 exons. The record is from RefSeq and is a predicted model, not a curated record.
AUGGAUAUUCUAUCGCAGAUCAGUGGCUCGUCCGUGGCCGUCGCAUCCGCCCUCUCCGUUGCUGCGGGCGCUUAUCUGAAUGCCAAAUGGUCCAUUUCGACCGACCUGUCCGCAAUUCAACAUGAUCGCUCCUUUGGCAAGCGAUUGGGUCAGCGCAUCGCCCAGCUCGGCGACACGGCUACCGUAUACAAGAUGCUGGAACGGGUGGUGGACGUGGACGGGCAGGGCUCGUCGGAGGCGCUCUGGUUCGAGCACAAGACCUGGACCUACAGUCAAUUGAAAGAGCUUGUGGAUCGAUUUGCUGCGCUUCUUCAUGGACGAGAUAUCAAACCCGGGGAUUUUGUCGGGGUCUUCACCACCAAUUCCCCCGAGAUGGUCGUCACGAUCUAUGCGCUCUCGAAGCUUGGGGCCGUGGCUGCCCUCAUCAAUACCAAUCUGCGCGACGACACUUUCGUCCACUGUCUUAAUGUGUCGGGCUCUAAAUUCAUCAUCUCAACUCCAGACUUGUCGCAGUUCGUGUCUACCGAUCUACCUCAUAUCACCAUGAACAUAUCGUCCUUCGACGACGUUUCUCCAGGCACGACAGAACUUGUAACUGCCGCAGACCUACAGCAGUUCUCGCCCGUCGGUCUUGCUGCUGCACGGAGAUCCCCCAGCGAUCUCAACGUGCUGAUCUACACAUCCGGCACGACAGGCAAGCCCAAAGCCUGCGCCAUCCGCAACAUGCAAGCCAUCGUAACAUCCAACCCUCUCACCGUCGACAUCAACAACCCCUCGAAAUACUACCCCCUGCGCACCUACUCCUCUCUCCCCCUCUUCCACGGCACCGCCUACUUCACCGGCAUCUGCUACGCCGUCGGCAACGCCGGCACACUAUGCCUGCGCCGCAAAUUCUCCGCGUCCCAAUUCUGGAAAGACGUCCACGACUCGCGCGCCACACGUAUCCUCUACAUCGGCGAACUCUGCCGCUACCUCCUCUCGACGCCCCCGUCCCCCUACGACCGCAACCACGCCUGCAUCGUCGCCAACGGCAACGGUCUCCGCGAAGAGAUCUGGGACCGAUUCCGCCAGCGCUUCAACGUGCCUGAGAUCCGUGAAUUCUACCGCUCCACGGAGGGGGUGGCCAAGUUCGACAACUUCGGCGACGGCGCCUGGGGUGUCGGGAAGAUCGGGUUCUCGGGCCCCCUGCGCCGCUUCCUCGACGACGACGUCUUCAUCGUUAAAUACGAUCCCGAUACAGAGCUGCCCUACCGGGAUCCAGGCACGGGGUUCUGUGUCCGCGCUGCGCUGGGCGAGGAAGGCGAGGCGAUUGGUCGUGUGCGGAACCGUGGCCUCCUCACCGAGUAUCUGCAUAAUCAGGACGCGACGGAGGGGAAGCUCCUGCGUGACGUGUUCCGGAAAGGCGAUCUCUUCCAGCGCACGGGGGAUCUCGUCGUUCGGGAUUCGUCCGGCUGGGUUAAGUUCCAGGAUCGCGUGGGGGAUACGUUUCGCUGGAAGGGCGAGAAUGUGAGUGCGGGGGAGGUGAGAGAUCAUAUCUGUCGGAUUCCCGGGGUGCAUGAUGCUGUGGUCUAUGGUGUGAAGCUUAACGGCUAUGACGGCCAAGCCGGUGCAGCAGGCAUCACACUUGAGGACGCCUCCUCCGAGGGCAAAUUCAUGACGAACCUCUACCGCGAGCUCAAGAAGAAGGGCGUUCCAUCGUAUGCGCUUCCGCGACUGGUUCGCAUUACCGAGAAAGUCGCCACCGGCGUCACCUUCAAACAAGCCAAAGGCGAUCUUGCGAAGAAGGGAUGGGAUCCGAGCAAGGACUGGAACGGCGAUAAGCUGUAUUGGUUGAAUGGGUCGCACUAUGAGGGACUGGAUCCGUCGAGUUGGUUGUCGAUAGAGUCGGGGCGGGCGAAGCUGUGA